ACCUCUGCCCAUGACCUCCCAACCAACAAAUCCACCCAACAUCAACUGAAUCUAAUAUGAAAAAAAAAGAGAUCUAUCAUUGAUUCCACCAUCUCUUAACCCAUACAUUCCCAUCCGCUCUUCCUCCAUUAACACGAAAUGUGGAGCCUUUGAGGGACUGUCCCCCUCCCUGGCAAAAGCUGUCGCUCACUGUCGACCUCCACCUCGUGCCUUCCUCUCUGCUUGCUUCUGUUGUGGGAAAGGAAGCCUUUCACAUCUCUCGCCCGACCCCAACCACUGCAGCCUCACCAACCCCGUUCCUUUUCUCCACCGUUCCCCUUGCUUCGUCUCUCUCGCUGGUUAAAGGAUGAAGAGGAAGGAGGGCGAGAGCAGCGAGGGGAUAGCGUGGGAGCUCCGCCCCGGAGGGAUGCUGGUGCAGACGAGGAGCGACGCGGCUGGCGGGCCCGGCGGACCCCUCGUCAAGAUCAGGGUCUCCCGUGGCUCCUGCCAGCAUGAGGUCUCCAUCCCUUCCCAAACCACCUUCGGGGAAUUGAAGAAGGUGCUUGCUCCGGAGACUGGCCUGGAGCCUCAAGAACAGAGGCUGUUGUUUCGGGGCAAGGAAAAGGAUGAUGAUGAGCGCUUGCACAUGGCGGGGGUCAAGGACAUGUCCAAGGUGGUCCUCCUGGAGGAUCCCGCGAGCAAGGAGCGGAAGCUCGAACAGACGAAGCGGGAUCAGGGGAUCGUGAGGGCGUGUGAAGCGGUCGCGCUUGUCAGAGCCGAGGUGGAUAAGCUCGCCGUGAAGGUGUCGACAUUGGAGGCUUCUGUGCACGCGGGCACGAAAGCUGCAGACAAAGAGUUUGUCGUUUUGACUGAGUUGCUCAUGGUGCAAUUGCUGAAACUGGACAGCAUCGAGGCUGAGGGGGAAGCCAAAAUGCAGAGGAAGUUUGAGGUUCAUCGUAUACAGAACUUUGUGGAGACUCUUGACUUACUAAAAACAAGAAACUCCAACCCUUUCGGCAACAGCAGCAAUGCUGUUUCGGUGACAACUCGAUGGGAGACAUUUGAAUCUGGGUUGGGCACCUGAACACACCUCAUUCAAAGGCAUCAUCUACCACAAUUACCAAUGAUUGGGAAAACUUCGACUAGCGUAUACUCUAUACUAUACUAGAAGACCAAAUUAUCCAUGUCGUUGUUUGUCAUCAUUCCUAUUUCUGUCAUCUGUUUUUUCAUGUGAAUGACUUUACGAGUUUUUUCACAAACAAACUGUUUUCGGAUGACCAAGAAAAAUGUUGUGACUCGAUGCAUUUCGUAAUAUUUUUUAUCAGCUUCUAUGUUUCAA
This is a messenger RNA of Musa acuminata AAA Group (dessert banana), 1318 nucleotides long. RefSeq names its product BAG family molecular chaperone regulator 4. Gene Ontology annotation, cellular component: cytoplasm. The record is from RefSeq and is a predicted model, not a curated record. Gene Ontology annotation, biological process: protein stabilization. Lineage: Eukaryota; Viridiplantae; Streptophyta; Magnoliopsida; Zingiberales; Musaceae. The transcript is spliced from 4 exons. Gene Ontology annotation, molecular function: protein-folding chaperone binding; adenyl-nucleotide exchange factor activity. The coding region runs from base 347 to 1063 and encodes 238 amino acids.